AUGUCGGACGUUCCCGGCUCGAAACGUGCGGCGGGCAGGGACGAAGAUUCCGCGGGGACCCCCGAGGGAGGCGGGGCGGGGUCCGCACCGACCAAGCGCCCCCGCACCAUCGCCGAGUACGGAGGUGCGUCAUCAUCCAGCAGCGGCGGGGCAGAGGGAGGGGGCUCCGCGGCCUCGCCCGACGACCUGCAAGGAACGGGGCCAAGGACGAUCGUGACCUUCAACCUAAACGGAGCUAGUCCACGGCUGGCCAAGAACUGGAACGAGAUCAAAGGCUUUCUGGAGGAGCACAAGCCGGACUUGGUCUGCUUCCAGGAGGUCCGCCUGCCGGCGAAAGGUGUGCCCAAGGCUAAGAAGGAGGACGACACCGGGCGGAAACGAUGGCAGCUGAAGGAUGACACCGCGGCGGACAGGAAGGAUAUCGCUCUGGUGGACAGGACGCUCAGAGCGCUGGCCCGGCGGCUGGGCUAUCGUCUGGUGAUGAGCCUGGCCAACUCCAAGUACGCCGGCACGGCCGCCCUCAUCAGCACUUGGGGGGCGGUUUUCGCCAUCACUCCUGUUACGAUAGCCUUCGCGGGAAGGUUAGGGUUGUCGGCGCUGGACCUUCCGGAACCCCUCGGUAAGCUGUUCAAGGAGCACGACCGCGAGGGUCGUGUGAUCGCCAUCGAGUACCCGUCCGUGACCGUGCUCGCUCUCUACGUGCCCAACAACGGCAGCAAGGCGGAGAGCUUCCAGCGCAGGCGGCGGUGGGACGACGAGCUCUGCGGGUUUGUGGACAAGUACAGCGGGAAGCUGAUAAUCACCGGGGACCUCAACGUUGCGCAUGAAGACGCUGACCUUACGCACGCCUCAUUCUUCAAGGGCAUGUUCCCCGCUGCCAACCCGGAGGACAGCGGACAGCCUGGCUGCACCCCGGCCGAGAAACGGCGACACUCACGCCUCCUCGCGAGCGGCGGCGGUCUGGUGGACGCCUACCGGCGCUUGAACCCGGUGCCGGCCGCGGGUGCCGGGGGCGCCAGGACGGAAAUGGAGGGUAUGACCUGGAGGGGCACAGCGGGGAACCAGGUCGCCGCGAUGGGGCGGUACUACGGCAAGGGCAUGCGGAUCGACUACUUCCUCCUGUCGACGGCACUUGCCCCGCGCAUCAAGGAGGUGAAGGUGUUCGGCAGCGGAGCCGACCGUGACGGUUUCCUGGGGUCUGACCACUGCCCCCUCAUGCUCACGCUGCUGCCGUAG
Ectocarpus siliculosus is the source of this 1236-nucleotide messenger RNA. The record is from the annotation of a GenBank genome assembly. Lineage: Eukaryota; Phaeophyceae; Ectocarpales; Ectocarpaceae.